This is a messenger RNA of Colletotrichum spaethianum, 441 nucleotides long. RefSeq lists its product as uncharacterized. The coding region runs from base 1 to 441 and encodes 146 amino acids. The transcript is spliced from 2 exons. NCBI's taxonomy places the organism in Eukaryota, Fungi, Ascomycota, Sordariomycetes, Glomerellales, Glomerellaceae. The record is from RefSeq and is a predicted model, not a curated record.
AUGAAGUUCUCUCUCGCCACCAUCCUCCUCGGCUUCGCCGCCAUCGCCUCUGCCAGCGUCACUGACGUUGAGGGCAUUCGCAACGCUGCGCGCGAUGCCGUCCUCGUCGAUCGCCAGGCGGGCAACGCCGGCCGACCUACUCCCAACGGUCAAUGCUGUGUUGCCAACACCUCGCUCAAGCAGGACACCUGCACCGUCAACGGAGCGCAAGGACGCUGCGUUCCCGGUGGCCAGCCUUUAUCAUCCAUCUUGGAAGGUGUCAACCAACCAAACCUCUCCCAUUUAGGCGGAAGUGCUCUGAGCUGCGUUGCUCAGGCCAACCUGGCUUGCGACAACAGCAUCAUUGAGCGUGGCAAGAGCCUGUGCCGAGCCAAGGCGGGCAACGGUUUCAUUGACGGAGCCAAAACCAUCACCAGCCUGAGCCAGGCCAAGGUUAACUAA